Molecule: messenger RNA, 7495 nt
Organism: Clarias gariepinus (North African catfish)
Lineage: Eukaryota; Metazoa; Chordata; Actinopteri; Siluriformes; Clariidae
Gene: ptpn20
Product: protein tyrosine phosphatase non-receptor type 20
Exons: 47
Coding region: 172-6786 (2204 amino acids)
Biological process (GO): protein dephosphorylation
Cellular component (GO): cytoskeleton
Molecular function (GO): protein binding; protein tyrosine phosphatase activity
Source: RefSeq, a predicted model, not a curated record
AAGUGGACGUCACCAAGAUUCUUAAGGAAUGCAGAGAAAUAUUGAGUGGGGAAAAUGCCAGGUUCCAACAUAUAGUGUAAAAGCACCUUCUUGUUACUCCUAUCUCCACCCACCUCCUUUGAGUGAGCAAGACUUUUGUGAGCUCAGGAUUGUGUCCUGUGAGUGUACAGGAUGAGCAGCACGUUUGUGACUCUUGCUGAAGUGUUGGAGGCUAGAGGGGGGCCACUGGAAGAGGAUGAGGUCUGGUCCCUCCUGCUUACCUCUGCUGAAUCAUUGCUGGAUUUCUUCAGCAUAGGACAUAGCAACAUCUGCAGCAUCAUAAGCCCGACAUCAAUGCUCCUGUCUGCAAAUGGCACACUUGCGUUUAAGAACUGCACAGUGACUGAUGAGGUGUGUGCCUUCACUGCGCCAGAGAUGCUACAGGGCCGUGCCAUUAGCACCAGAAUGGCUAUGGAGAAGAUGAUUGUAUACUCUCUUGGCAUGACUCUCUACUGGUCAGUUGACUAUCACAUUCCUCAAAACCAACCUGUUCAGCUAAGUGAUUCUCUGAACUGCCUCCUUCUGAGCAUGUGUGAGGAUGCGGCCCAUCGGCGAGGGAACCUCAGCACCAUCCUGGAGACCUGUGAAUCACACCAUAAAGCCUCAGUCCUGCCGCCACCCAACAAAGUCAUCCAGCGACUGGUGGAAGAGCUCUUCCAAAACUCUGUUGACCAAUCCCCUCUCAAGGAUAACACAGAACAGCUAGGUGGCAGAAGUUUGAUGGUCAGAGAAAGACUGCGUGGAAAUCGGAUAGUGUACCCUGGAUAUGCAGAAGGCAAUGCAAGUGCAGCAGUGAGACGCAGACUGUCACUUGACUUGGAGCUUAAACAGGGAGCUGUACUUCAACACACAUCCUGGUCCCACAAAAACAGAUGCUCGCAGAUGCCACCCUACCAAAGCAUUCAGAGCAGAAUUCAACAUGGAGCACUUCAUAGUGGAGGUGAAAGCAGUUGGCCAUUAAGGAGUUCUUACUAUAAGAAACCCUGGAAAUUUGAACACAGGCUUUCCAUCCCCUCUAUUUCUCUCAGCGAGUCUACAGUCAGUCUCCGCCAAAGGAAGAUAAAAAGUCUAGGGCCUGAGUUUGCCAGAAUGGCUGAUGCGCCUCAUAUCAUAUUAGAACUGCCUGGAUCUAUAGUGUCAAAGAAAGGAAGGUCUUCUGUAUCCCAGAGGGAAGUUAUUGUGAUGAUGCCAAAUGCUCAGCGUAUGGUCGUAAAGUGUGAUAUCAAGUCCAGGGGAAGAGAUAUCUUCGACAUGGUUGUUGCCCAUGCCAAUCUUGUGGAGCAUUUUUACUUUGGACUUGCUUUCAUGGAUGACAAGGAAUUUUUCUUUUUAAACCAUGAGACGAAAAUCUCCAAAGUGGCACCAGACUGCUGGAAGAAAUUAUCAACUUCUUCAUUCACCCUAUUUCUCCGUGUUAAAUUUUUUGCUGAUAAUGUCUCCUACAUAUUGCACAAACACACACGUCAUCAGUACUAUAUCCAGCUGAGAAGGGAUAUAUUGGAGGGCAGGGUGUACUGUAAUGAGGACACUGCCAUGUUCCUUGCUGCCUUGGCUCUGCAGGCCGAGUUUGGAGACUACAUACCAGAGGUUUAUGGAAAGAACUACUUCCAGAUGGAGCACUACAUUCCAAAAAGAGUGAUGGAAAAAAUAGCCUUGCCCUCUCUGAGGGAUGAGCUGCCAGCAUUACAUGCCAAUAAUGCAAAUAUGCUUCAAGAAGAUGCCGAGAUAGAAUUUUUAAAGACUGUACAGCAACUGCCGGAAUACGGGGUGCUCUUUCACCGAGCUGCUCGAGAGAAGAAGCUUGCUAUAGGGGAACUCAUUCUUGGAGUUUGUGCCAAAGGCAUUAUGAUUUAUGAAGUCAAGAACAAUUGUCGGAUAUUAAUCCGCAGAUUUUAUUGGUCUGAAACUGACAGUAUUUCCACAAGUUGGCAGAAGUUCACUGUAGAAUGUGGCCCCAGUGGGAAAAAGCAUUCCUUUGUAACUGAGAGUUCCAAAAUUGCACAAUAUCUUCUGGACCUCUGCUCUGCUCAGCACAAAUUCCACAGUGAGAUGACCUCUCGACAGCUCACUUACAGUUCAGCAUCAGAUGGAAACAAAGUGAAACAUCCUUUGUUAUGGCGUGCUCAACAAAACCUGUUGAAAAGGAUGUCAUGUUCAGAGGUCGGACUUAAUAAUGUUGGUCUGAGUAUGUCAUCUAUGAACUCUAUAAGCAAGUCAUGCGAUGACCUUUCAGCUAAGAUUCAGCAGUCAAGAGAUGUGCAAGAAACACAUGACAUUGCAGGCGUGAGAGCACUGAGUGAACUGAAGACACCAAGUCAGAGCUACUGCUCCCCCGAGCCGUUUAAUUCUCCAAUUUACCGGAUCAUGUCGAAUGUCUCUCUGCAAAAGCAAGACUCUGAGUCCUUCUCAGUGUCAUCCAGGGUCGACACUCCUGUUAGAACUUCUCCAGAAAGAGAAAUCAUCUGUGUUACAUUGAAGAAAGAUCCAAAACAUGGCUUUGGAUUUAUAAUAGUUGGAGAGGACAAUACAGGAAAAUUAGAUCUUGGAAUCUUCAUUGCAUCCAUCAUACCUGAUGGGCCAGCUGAUAAAGAUGGCAGAAUCAGGCCAGGUGGACGCCUGAUUUCACUUAAUAAGACCAGUCUGGAAGGAGUAACUUUUAGUGCAGCUGCUGCCAUCUUACAGAACAGCCCUGAUGAAGUGGAGCUUAUAGUGUCUCAACCAAAAUAUGAGUCUGGAGACCGUAAAUGUUCUCUGACUGCUAGUGACCUGGGGCUGAUGCUGGAUAGAGGCUUUGAUUCUCGGAUUACCCAGAAUGCAAAGCACAGGACAGGAAAAGAAGACCAUGAAUCCAACACUGCCACACCCAAAAUAGGAAAAAAGCUACACAUCCCUGUUGUACGAAUUCUAGAUUCUAAGGAUGUGUCCUCUGGGCCUCCCUCUAGGUCCAGCCUCAGACCAGGUGACCUGGUCUGUGUGGAGCUCAAGAAAGUCAACGGCAGCCUGGGCAUCUGUGUUGCUGGUGGCAUCAAUACCAGUGUGCGCCAUGGAGGGAUUUAUAUAAAGAGCCUAAUACCUGGAGGAGCUGCCGAUCUGGAUGGUCGAAUACAGACUGGUGAUAGGCUACUGGAGGUAAACGGCUUUAACCUGCAACGUGUAACCCACAAGCAAGCUGUGGAGUGUUUGAAAAAAACUGGCGAGGUGGUGUCUCUGCUUCUUGAGCGGGAGCCUGGUCUGGUGAUGGAGACCUCUAGCUCUUCAUCCACUUUGGAAAGACAAAAAUCUCCAUCAUCCCUUAAUGCACAGAGCGGCACCACCCCCCCUGGAAAAGACAUUACCAUGGAAACUCCCUUGUCUGUCAGGGCCAAGGAGUACAGCUUUGUGUCUGAUGAGAACACUAUGGAGGUGACACUAGAGAAGAAACUGAGUGGUUUGGGAUUUAUUUUCUUCAUCAGUGAUAUUAGUCCUGAGGAAGGCAGUGUAGUACGCAUUAAGAGACUGUUUCAUCACCUUCCACCUUCCACUGGCCAGUCAUCUGAAGAGAGCAACCAACUCAAGGAGGGAGACGUCAUCCUCAUGAUUAAUGGACAAUCUGUGAAAGGACUGUCCUAUCAGAAAGUCCUACAGCUGCUGCGGGGGACACCAGCUGAGCUCAAGCUGUUAAUCUGCAGACCUGCACCUGAGCAACUUCCAAAGAUGGACUCCAUCUCACUGAGUCCUUCCCCAUUGCCAAGUAAAAAGCAGAGGUCUCGGUCUUUGGACUUCUGGGUAGAGUCUGUUUCUCCGGACCUAAGAGAAAUGCUCCAACAAAAGACCACAGCACCAUGCCAGAGAAAGGACAGUGCUUCACUUAAACUUAAUACUGUCCAAUUAAUUCAACAGAAACAGGACAGUGAACAGGAUGAGACCCCAUCCACCCUGUCAUCUCCACCAUCCCCUCCAUCUACUGAUAAAGAAGAAAAUCCAGAUGAUGGAGGUGUUUCCUCCAGCACUUGUUCUCAAACACCCUUGCUCACAACCACAACAACCCUGAACCCAGUACAACCUCAAACACCUUCACCAGGCCUUAACCCAAGGCCAGAAGUAAAAGAGGACACAUCCACAAAAAGUAACCAGAGCUCAGCUACUACCAGUGAGCUCAUUGAAGAUUUUAGUGGAAAUCGAACACACUUUAUGGCCAAUGGACUGGAUAUCUUAGCUGAUGAAGAAUAUCUGACCAUUACCACUACUGUCUCUACCAGUGCUUUGAUUCCUCGUACUCCUCCUCCACUACCUCCCACACCCCCUUCACAUACCAGUCCUUCAAAGGCUGCAAAAUCACCCCCUCCUGUAGUUCUGCCCACUGUAACCAGCACCAAAAAUGGCUGGGACAAUGAAGAGGAGGAUGAGGAUGAAGAACCCAGAAGGGAAGUGUUUAAGGAGUUUGAGCUGACGGUAACCCUUACUAAAUCCAGAAGUGGCAGUUUUGGGUUUACUAUUACUAGGAGCAAAUUAGACAAUUGCUAUUACAUACAGGAAAUCCUGGAUAAUCCAGCCAAGGCGGACGGCCGGCUCAGACCUGGAGACAGGCUAAAAAUGGUGAAUGGUCACUAUGUAACUAAUGUGUCUGAUGAAGUGGCCAUGACAAUUCUUAGAUACUCCCCUAAAAGACUCCACAUGGUGCUAGGCAGAGCUGAACAGAACCUACUGCCUCCUCCACCACCAGACAGCCUUCAGGACAUUAUUAUAUAUAAGACCUCCUCUGGACAAAUGGGAAUCAAGCUCCGGGGUGGUAUUGGCAGCAAGUGGCAGGGGAUCUAUGUUCAGGAAGUGGUUCCAAACUCACCCGCCAGUGAGGAGGGAAGCAUUCAGCCAAAUGAUCGAAUUGUCUACAUCAGUGGCAGGUGCACCCUGGGAAUGUCACUGGAAGAUGCUGUAAAGAUCUGUGAAUAUUCUUUACAAAAAGUCAAACUCAAAGCCAUGAGAGAUGAUCAACCUGUGAUACCCAAGAGCAAAUGGAAUGGUUUCUUCGAUUGGAAAAAAGAGAAGAGGUUCGUCCCUCAAUCUGAGGAGCCUAGGUCAUCUGAGGUGGAGGCUGCUGCUAAUGUAAAGCUGGCUGAAAAUGUUAAAGGAUUUGGACCAAUGCCCUCUGCGACCUCUCAGGAGGAGAGCUGCAUCCUUCAACUGGAAUUUGCUAAACCCGAGAGAGGUGGGUUGGGCUUUUCUCUGGUGGGUGGAGUCAAUGGCAGUAAUCUGGAAAUAAAGGACAUCUGCUGUGGGAGUGUGGCUGAACAGGAUGGCCGUCUACGUGUGGGAGACAUCCUCCUUGAGGUGAAUGGUGUGAUUGUUUCAGGAUUGAGCCAUAAUAAGGUGGUGGAUAUUCUGAGGAGAGCAGAAGGGACAGUUCAGCUAAUUGUAUACAGAGAAACGUUCCCCAUCACAUCCUACACUGGCUGUAGUUCCUAUACUGAAGAACCUAAUGAACACAACACUGAAGGAGUAAGCUCAGAUUUAGAGGUGCAAGAGGAUCAUUCAACUUUUCAGUCAUCCAGUUGUCCCAGGGUUAAGAUGGAAUCUGAACAGGAUAGUGGAAACUGUACCCCUACCUUUCAGGGCUGUUGCCCAUCUUUGAGUGUCACAGAUAUGCUACAGAGCCGGGCUGACCCGGAGAAGCAGAAUCUAGAAAAUUCUGGCACAAACACUGAGAAAAAUUACACAGACACCUGGAGCACUGAUGAUGAUGAUGAUGAUGAUGAUGACGAAGAUGAUUCUUCUCAGCAUUCCUUUACCGAAACAACACCACACACGGGUCCACCUAUUGUGUCAGAGGAGGAACUGACCAGACUCGCACUGAUCAGCCCAUCUAUAAAUGGUCAGUACUCAGGGUCAAGACUCAGAAGUCUUAUGCAAAAUCUUCAGAAUCAACUGGAUCAUCAUGACCUUGUCAAAGAGUUUAUGGUAUUAGGCCAUCUAACUUCCUCAGAUAACUGCCUGGUUGGAAAAGCACCAGAGAACCGAGAAAAGAAUCGAUACAGAGAAAUCCUGCCCUGUAAGCCCUCCUAUGAUAAGACACGAGUUCCUGUGGGAGAGAAACAGGACUACAUUAAUGCCAGCUACAUCCGGAUGAAGGUGGGCCCAGAUGAAUUUUUUUACAUCGCAUCACAGGGACCUCUGCCCAACACUCAGGACUGCUUCUGGCAGAUGGUUUGGGAGAGCAAGUCUGACAUCAUUGCAAUGAUGACCCGGGAAGUGGAGCGUGGCAAAGUCAAAUGCCACAGGUACUGGCCUGAGAAGUGUGAUGUUCCCAUAGAAACAAACCACUACCAGCUGAUCCUGGACAAUUACCAGAAACUGGACUACUUUCACAUCAAGGUCAUAAAGAUGGUAGAGAAAGAGACAGGAGCUACACAUUUUGUAAAGCACCUGAAGUUCACCACAUGGCCAGACCACAGCACACCUCGCUGUUCAAAGGAGCUAGUGCACUUUAUCCGGUACAUGCGUGCAGUGCACAUGAACGGCCCCAUUACUGUCCACUGCAGCGCAGGUAUAGGCCGAGCAGGCGUCCUCAUCUGCACUGACGUCAUCCUCGGCCUCAUAGAGAGGGACCUCACUAUUAAUGUGAGUGAGAUUGUGAGGGAGAUGCGUCUCCAGCGCCAUGGGAUGAUUCAAACCAAGGAACAGUACGUCUUCUGUUACAAAGUGUGGCUGGAUGUGUUGCAGAGCAUCUCGCUUCUUCAUGGCAACCAGUGGCAAUCAAAAACCUCCUUGUGAAUGAGUUCUGGCUUUUUUCCAUGCUAAGUUAUUCCACAGUUUCCUCUGUGGGACGACAGCUCUCAUCUGUUUGAACAGUGUUGAAAUGCUGUUAUAUAAAGUUAAUCAUGUGCACUGAGUUUGAAUUUCAGUGCUGUUCUGAUCGUUUAGUACUGAAUAUAUGGCACAGGAAGCACACUAGACAUUUUAAUCAACUGUGUUAUGACCUUCUAUGACUCGAUUUAUAUCUUCACCUACCAUGUAUAACUCAAAGCACAGAUUUCUUAGUCAUCAAAGGCUCUUCGUUAUGUUGCUUGGAAUGUGUAAUCAGGUACACUUGACUAAAUAUGUGAAAGUCUGUCUUAUGAAAUUAUAAAAACAUGUUUAAAUAAUUGUCAUUUUUGUAACUGUUGUUAUUUGGACAAGAUAAAUGCUUCAUAAUAUGACAACAGCAACAUUAUCAACAGCAGCCUAAGCCAAUAGCUGACUGAUAUUACAUAUAUUAUUUAAAACAAGAAAUGUAAACAGCUAGAAGUCAAUAUUAUACAUUUCUUAUAUGACCUAAUCAUUCUAAAGAGCUAAUUUAUCUUCAAAAAGCUAAAAUGAGGAACGCGCCUCUUAAUUUGUCCUAUUGUGCAGCUUUCCCAGUCAUCUCCCUCUACGUGAAGUAAAGUCAGCAUGGCUGCAAGCCAGAAAUCAAGAACAAACCGAUAACCCAAAAAAGAGUUGG